Messenger RNA from Sphenostylis stenocarpa, 363 nucleotides. NCBI's taxonomy places the organism in Eukaryota, Viridiplantae, Streptophyta, Magnoliopsida, Fabales, Fabaceae. The record is from the annotation of a GenBank genome assembly.
AUGGUGCAGCGUCUCACCUACCGGAAGCGCCACAGCUAUGCCACCAAAUCCAACCAGCACAGGGUCGUUAAGACACCUGGUGGUAAGCUGGUUUACCAGAGCACGAAGAAGAGAGCCAGCGGACCCAAAUGUCCUGUUACUGGAAAGAGCAUUCAAGGGAUUCCACAUUUAAGGCCUGCAGAGUACAAGAGAUCAAGGUUACCCAGAAACCGGAGGACUGUGAACCGUGCAUAUGGAGGUGUGUUGUCUGGCAGUGCUGUUAGAGAAAGGAUUAUUCGAGCUUUCUUGGUUGAAGAGCAAAAGAUUGUGAAAAAGGUCUUGAAGAUCCAAAAGGCUAAGGAAAAGCAAGCAUUGAAGGGCUGA